Messenger RNA from Podarcis lilfordi (Lilford's wall lizard), 1065 nucleotides. The record is from the annotation of a GenBank genome assembly. Lineage: Eukaryota; Metazoa; Chordata; Lepidosauria; Squamata; Lacertidae.
AUGCAACACCUCCUUCGGGAAAAUAAACAGCAAGCACCUGAAGGUGAUUUAAUUCAAUUGAUUUUGGCCAUCGAUGAACAAUGUCCAUGGUUCCCUGAGGACGGGACAUGGGAAAUUCCGGCCUGGGACAAAAUUGGAGACCACCUCCAUGGCCAUGGCCGCAUAAAUGUUCACGUCCUCAGUGCCUGGGCUAAAGUCCAUGGCUGCAUGGCAACUCUUACGCCCAAAAACAUCUUCUUGGCUUCGUCGCCACCAAAACAAAAAACAGUCCCGAAUAUGCCUUCCAUAUAUCCGGCCGCACCUCCUCUACCACCACCUUUUACUCCUCCACGACCGCCAGAUUCUCAGCCUUUACCGGCACCGUCCGCUCCAUCAGUUACUUCUCAACCGCCUCCGCCGACACCACUGGGGACCGCAAUAAAACAAGCAGCCCCCCUCUUAGGUUUUUCAUCCGGCACGGAGCUUUUUCCUGUCUUGGUGCCCGCCGGACCAGGGGGAGGGCCACCUCGUCAUGAACAAUUUGACUAUAGACUAAUUAAAGAGGUGCAUGACUCCGUCCAAAAAAACGGCGUCCAGGCUCCUUAUACGCUUGGCCUUUUAAAUACUAUCUUCCAACAACCCUGUCUCCCAGAAGACAUAAAAUUGUUGGCUAGGACCAUACUACCACCGUCAGGAGUUAUUGUAUUUAUGCAGGAAUGGCAGUUUCUAUGUCAACAGGAAGCCCCGAAUGUUGCCACGGCUUUAAACAAUGCAGCGGCAGCUGCAGCGGCCGCAGCCCCAGCACCUGCGGCAGGAGCAGCACCUCCGCCCCCUCCUCCAGUCCCUACUCCUCAGGACGUUCUGCAUGGCCUUAUUGGAACCGGCAAUUUUUUUACCAUCGCCCAACAGAUUGCCGCGGGCGCUGAAUAUUGGGAAGUUGCUACCCGCUGCGCCAAGAUAGCGUUUCAAAAGGUGCCUGACACGAAGGGUGACAGUACGUCCCGUUGGGGUACUGUUCGCCAGGGUCCGAGCGAGCCAUAUGCUGUUUUUAUUGACCACCUGUAUGACUCUUUAAGCGCCAAAUAG